AACACCUUGACUAGGGCAACAUCUAAAUGCAAGAAGAAUCGAGGAGCUUAAAUGUAUCUGACCUCGUAGCUCGCGAGGGGUUAAACAGCGGUGUAUCUGAUCGCUGAAUAUGAGUGUGGGAUAUCAAUGCAAGGGUCACUUCACGAAUCUACAAGAAAAAGUAUGGCUUGACUUCAUCACAUCCGCAGCUGGAGCAAGCGCCUACUUCGCGGGGGGCGGGAGAAUAUCUUCUGCUUGGAAGACAGGUUCUCUGUUCCGGAAGUCUCGUAAUGCAUGUUGCAUGUCUCUAGAUUUUAAAUUUGCUUUUUUUUUUUUUUUUUUUUUUAUUGUUUUGAACGAGAUGUGUAUGACCUGGGGUCGCAUUAGGGUAAAACGGACAAUAGACCAAGCACUUGUUGGACUCCUUGAUAAGUCGGUGUAGUAUACGGAGUAGCAUAAACCCGUAUCACUUCUGCCGCGUCAGACUUGGAACGGGACCAAUGGACAUGUGUCUUCAUGUUUGACUGUACCUCAUAUGCAUGCAUCUUGCGUGGUGGAGACUGCUAUUGAUUCCUUGCAUAUGCUGAAUCAUUUCUCCCACUCUGUCAUGCCGAAAGCUACCAGUUGCUCCGGUCAGAG
Molecule: messenger RNA, 618 nt
Organism: Aspergillus candidus
Lineage: Eukaryota; Fungi; Ascomycota; Eurotiomycetes; Eurotiales; Aspergillaceae
Exons: 1
Coding region: 110-421 (103 amino acids)
Source: RefSeq, a predicted model, not a curated record